This is a messenger RNA of Adineta ricciae, 999 nucleotides long. The record is from the annotation of a GenBank genome assembly. Lineage: Eukaryota; Metazoa; Rotifera; Eurotatoria; Adinetida; Adinetidae.
AUGCUUAUUCCACUAAUUCAAGUUUUAUUCGCUGCAAUACGAACAGUUUCUCGGUCCGCGGUGAAUAUCAUGUUGUAUUCGAUUUUAUCACGAAUUUUUAACCAAUGGUUUGGUUUUAACACCUUGAUCACAUUUUUUUGCUCUGCUUAUUGUUUGUCGAAGAUUGUGGGUUAUUUUCAACGGAUGUGGUUGCAAGCACGUUUGAAAAACAAGAAGCCUGACGAGAAAAUCCUCAUGGAAGAUCUCUCUUGGGAAUCAGAUCGAAUGGAAUCGAAUGAGAAAUUCGAAUCAGAUUGGAAAUAUUUACUUGAUGACGAUACGAAACACGUCUUUUCUUCGAUCGUUGAUAUUCCCUUCCGAAAUGGAUGGCUGUUUUUCGGAACUAUGAUGGUCAUUGAUUAUCAGAUGAAUAAUUAUGGUUAUAGUUAUACAUACUCUCUUAUUCGGACAGUGGGCUUCUUGAUUGCUCUGAUAUCUGGUGCGGCGAUUCGUUAUCAAACAUUGCUUGAACGAGAAAAACAAAAAUUUUUUCGUCAUAUGCUGAAAAUACGUGAUGAAGUCGAACGGUACAUUGUUUAUUCGAAAGGAAGCACUCCAAUCGCUUCGAUUUGUUUGCAAGUUGUGAAUGCCGAACAAUCGACUGUGUUCAUGGUACAAUUGUGUCAACUGAAUUCGAAGUUUAACGAUUAUAUUUAUGAUAUAACUGAUUAUAUUUGUCACAGGUUAUUCGAACGUGUGAAAAGGUAUUCGAACGAAACGAGAAAGUCGAUUCGAAUGGUUUGGUCGAUUCCGACUUGUAAACAAAAUUGGGUACAUGCACUCAAAGGAAAUAAACUCGUUCUUCGAAAUACGUAUAAAGAUUAUUCGUUUAUGCCAUUAGUCAAUUCGUAUGUUGAACAAUAUGAAUAUUCUUAUCAAUAUGAAGAUUUAUCUGUUGAACCUGCUGUUGUUGAAGAAAAGGAAAAUGAUGAUCAUGAUGAUUCAGAGGAAAAUGAAUAG